Messenger RNA from Phyllostomus discolor (pale spear-nosed bat), 1695 nucleotides. It is a transcript of the gene DIRAS2, whose product is annotated as DIRAS family GTPase 2. The transcript is spliced from 3 exons. Bases 673 to 1272 code for a protein of 199 amino acids. NCBI's taxonomy places the organism in Eukaryota, Metazoa, Chordata, Mammalia, Chiroptera, Phyllostomidae. Gene Ontology annotation, biological process: signal transduction. The record is from RefSeq and is a predicted model, not a curated record. Gene Ontology annotation, molecular function: GDP binding; GTPase activity; GTP binding. Gene Ontology annotation, cellular component: plasma membrane.
AGGUGGCACCUCAAAGCUCUUUGGUGGAGAGCAGUCGCCAUUUAAGCGGGAGCAGCCGCUGCUGCAGCAGGCAUUUGGCAAGCGUGGAAGUCAGGGAUAGAAGAGGGAAGAGGAAAGCCGAGGACAGCGGGGCGGCUUUGACAGCGCCAGGCCGCACUGGUAGGGUGCUCAGGUGCGCGGGGGCCUCAGGUGCGCUGGGUUGGGGGAUGUGAGGCGCAAGAGGGCGCAGGUGCGCGGGCGGCGCGGGGAGCAUGGGGGCUCCAGGGGCGCGGGGCGCAUGGGCGCAGGUGUGCGGAUGGGGUGGGCGCGUUUGGGGCACCGGCUAGCUAGCUGGCUCGGUGGGCGACUGGCUGACAGCAUCACCACGGCGGCGGGAGGGAGUGCGCGCCCCGCCUGUCUCCGGGAGGAGCCUGCAUCCGCACCCUCUGUGCUGCCUGGUCCUUUGCGAGGAGAGCUGGGAAGAGGCGAUGAGCAGUUGUGUUCUUUCUCAGUUUUUAAGCUGAGACAGUGGGUGUGGUUUGGGGGCCAUCACCUGCCCUUCUCAAGUAUCACCCUGCCGUGUGCAUCCUGGCUCUUCGUGGCUCCUGCUUUCUUCCAGAUUUGCUUCAUUGCAUAUCCAUCACCAUACCUCCACAGGUGCUUUUUGGUUGAUAGUUGGAGCCCUCAAGCAAUAUGCCAGAGCAGAGCAAUGAUUACCGGGUGGCUGUGUUCGGAGCAGGUGGUGUUGGCAAGAGCUCCCUAGUCUUGAGGUUUGUGAAAGGAACAUUCCGGGAGAGCUACAUCCCCACUGUGGAAGACACCUACCGGCAGGUCAUCAGCUGUGACAAGAGCAUCUGCACACUGCAGAUCACAGACACUACAGGCAGCCACCAGUUUCCCGCCAUGCAGAGGCUGUCCAUUUCCAAAGGGCAUGCCUUCAUCCUGGUGUACUCCAUCACCAGCCGGCAGUCCUUGGAAGAACUCAAACCCAUUUAUGAACAAAUCUGUGAGAUCAAAGGGGAUGUGGAGAGUAUCCCCAUUAUGCUAGUGGGGAACAAGUGUGAUGAAAGCCCAAACCGCGAGGUGGAGUGCAGUGAGGCAGAGGCCCUGGCCCGCAAGUGGAAGUGUGCUUUCAUGGAGACCUCAGCCAAGCUCAACCACAAUGUGAAGGAGCUCUUUCAGGAGCUGCUCAACCUGGAGAAGCGCAGGACCGUGAGCCUACAGAUUGAUGGGAAAAAGAGCAAGCAGCAGAAAAGGAAAGAAAAGCUUAAAGGCAAAUGUGUGCUCAUGUGAAUGUCCUUCUCAUGUCCCAUGUCACCUUGCCUUCCCCCUUCCCCAUGAAGCCCACCAUCGUCAGGGUAGCAUGUAAGAUGCCCAUAUGUUAUAUAUUGCAUUUUGACUGAGACGUGCCGUAUUAUCCUUAAGAAGGCAUUUCACACCACCAACAAUAAGCCCCACUCCCUACCCCUGUUCAGAACCAGGGAAUCUGCCAGAUAGUCAAAAUGGAAAUGAACAUGCUCUGCCUCACAGGGAGCUGAGAGGUGCCAGCAUUCUCUGAAGGCAUCAUGUGCCAUUAGGAGGUAACCAUGAGCUGAAGGGAGCCACUGUCACCUGCAUGUGUGCCUGAGCAUGUUCACCUGGAGCCUCAGGUGCUAUUACAGACCAGGCCUUUCCCACUGCUGAAAAGCCAGUGCCCCUUGAGGGAGGGGAGAAGCU